UUAUUCGAACGGGCCCAGUUUCUUCUUAAGAGGGUGAAGAGGAUUUGUGGGGCUUCAUCUGGUGCUCUCAUGGGUGCAAUAUUAGCAUGCCAAAUGUCUCCAUGAAAUUCCAUUUUGAAGCCAAAUGCUGUGAAAAUUUGCUGGAAAUGUCUCGAGAGGCUCGGAAAGGCACACUGGGUGCUGUGCAUCCCUCCUUCAACCUGCUGAAGAUAGUACGAAACUUCCUAAAUCGAGAUCUGCCCGAUGACGCCCACCUACUUGCCAACGGACGGCUGUUUGUGUCACUCACACGAGCAUCAGAUGGGACAAAUGUGUUAGUGUCUGAGUUUGACAGUAAAGAAGACCUCAUUCAGGCUCUGAUUUGUAGCUGCUUUUAUCCACUGUACUGUGGUGUGAUACCUCCAAGCUAUCAUGGAAUAAGGUAUGUGGAUGGAGCAUUGAGUGAUAACAUGCCUUUCUCUAGUCUAAGAAGCACAAUCACAGUCUCUCCUUUUUCCGGAGAGAGCGACAUCAGUCCUUAUGGCAACCCUUUUUACUUUCAUGACAUAUACUACAAAAAUGUCAGCAUUCACAUCAACUUCAUUAACGCACACCGAGUGGUCAUUGCAUUUUUUCCUCCAGAACCAGAGGUCUUGGCUGAGAUGUGUCAAAAUGGAUAUAAGGAUGCUUUCCUUUUUUUAAAAGAAAAUGAAUUCCUGAAGCCCACAUCACUGCUGUCAGAGUUGACCCUGAUUGAUGAAUUGGAAAAUAUUCCAACAUCUCAGAAAUACAUUAGUGAAAACAAGCCAACAGUGACUGGGAAUUCGAAAAAUAUCCUUCCAGAGUCCAUCAAAAACUUGUUUUGUAAGGCUAGCGUGAGGGAGAAUGAAGAAAUAAGAUGUCCUCUAUCAGUGAAGCUGGUUUCCUGUCUAAUGUGGUGCAUCAUGCUUUUAAG
Sinocyclocheilus grahami is the source of this 934-nucleotide messenger RNA. RefSeq names its product patatin-like phospholipase domain-containing protein 2. The record is from RefSeq and is a predicted model, not a curated record. Lineage: Eukaryota; Metazoa; Chordata; Actinopteri; Cypriniformes; Cyprinidae. Gene Ontology annotation, cellular component: membrane; cytoplasm; lipid droplet. Gene Ontology annotation, molecular function: triacylglycerol lipase activity. The transcript is spliced from 7 exons. The annotation marks the transcript as partial. Gene Ontology annotation, biological process: triglyceride catabolic process; lipid homeostasis.